UUUGGAAAAAGAUCGCGCCAUGCCCAAGAAGGACAAGGCGGCUGCGCCGGCGCCGACGGCGAGCACGGCAAGCGUGAUUAGCAACCCUGAGGAAGUCGCCGAGAAGGAUCUCAUCGAGGAGUACCUCGCGCAGCAUGGGCUCGAGAGCUCCUUGAACGUCUUCCUCAACCAAGUCGUGCGCGACCGGCCAUCGGACCCCUACCUCGUGCUCGGGAAGCUGCUCCAGAACCGCGCCAUGUCCAACAAGGGCAUUUUCUCUGUCUCGGCCAAAGAGGUCGUCGACUCGUCUGGAUAUCCCACGCUUCUCGCGAGCGUGCAUACCGGGCGAGGUCGCUUCGAUGCCUCAACCGGGAGUGCGACGACCGGGCUCUUUGACGCGGACGACGCCUCGCGGUACCGCGGCCAUGGCUUGCGUGCGCGCGACGUUUCGCUCUACAUGCAGCAUCUUCUCGAGGGCAUGGAUCCCUGCGACCAAGCCGACUGCGACGAGAAGAUCGUGUCGAUGGCCGACAAGGUGGGUCGCCAAGCGUGCAUCGCACUCUCGAUGGCGAUCUGCAAGGCCGGCGCGGCCCAGAAGGACCAGCCACUGUACGAGUACAUUGCGUCGCUCGCGGAUGUGCCAAUUGAGAGUGCGUGUUUGCCCGUCCCAAUCUUUAGCCUCCUCAACGGCGGCAACUUGGCGUCCAAUAAGCUCUGUGUGUCGGAGAUCACGGUCAUGCCGAUGGGUUGUGCGUCGUUUCAAGACGCACUGCGCUACGCCGGCGAAGUGCUCUUGACGCUCAAGGAGCUACUCGACGCCAAAGGCAACGGCCACUCGAACCGGGGGGCCUCGGGGGGGCUCACCCCCCAGCUCAUGUCGGUCGAAGAAUGUCUCACGAUUUCGACCGAAGCGGUUUCUAAAGUCAAGGACAUGUUCAAACUUCCUGCCCAACAGAUUGACCUUGGACUCGGCAUCGACAUUGCCGCCCAUGCGUUUGCGUCGCCCGACAAUGACAGCUGCACGUACAACAUUGACAAGUGGAUGCCAAUGCCCAAGAGUGUGCCUAAAACAAGUGACGAAUUUUCCGAGCUCGUUCGCGAGUGGGUCAAGACGUACGCCAUCACGACGAUCGUCGACCCGUUUGACGGCCGGGACAUCAAAGUGUGCAGCACGCUCAACCGCACAAUCAAUACGAUCGCGGAAGGCGAGGCGACCGAAACGACAACGAUUGGCGGCGACGGACAGUGCAAGCUCCAAGUUGUCGGCCACAAACUCCUCCAGCGCGGCGUCGAGACCAUUCACGAAGAGCGAGCUUGCAACACGAUUUUGCUCAACCUCGGCGAGUUUGCAACCAUCACCCAAGUACUGCACGUCGCUGCCCAAGCGCGCGUGCUCGGUAUCGCCCUCAUGGUCGGCUGUGACGCGAGUGCGUCCGACGAUCCCUUUCCGAUGGACCUGGCCAUCGGCAUUGGCUGCGGCCAGAUCAAAAUGGGCGGUCUCUUCUCGGCCGAAGCCAUUGGCCGCUACAACCGCCUCGCCGCUUUUCUCGAAGACCCGAAAGCGCCAGCCUAUGUCGGCAGCACGUUCCGCCGCUGAGAGGAUUCUCUACAUUUAUAUAUAUAUGUGUGUUGUUCGAUACGACGGACGCCUAAAACCC
Molecule: messenger RNA, 1637 nt
Organism: Saprolegnia parasitica CBS 223.65
Lineage: Eukaryota; Oomycota; Saprolegniomycetes; Saprolegniales; Saprolegniaceae
Exons: 4
Coding region: 20-1576 (518 amino acids)
Biological process (GO): glycolytic process
Cellular component (GO): phosphopyruvate hydratase complex
Molecular function (GO): phosphopyruvate hydratase activity; magnesium ion binding
Source: RefSeq, a predicted model, not a curated record